Closterium sp. Yama58-4 is the source of this 1407-nucleotide messenger RNA. The record is from the annotation of a GenBank genome assembly. NCBI's taxonomy places the organism in Eukaryota, Viridiplantae, Streptophyta, Zygnematophyceae, Desmidiales, Closteriaceae.
AUGGCGGCCUUCCCGGGAGCGUCAGCACCGGUGGUGGGGGAGAACAUGACGGAUAUCGUGCGAGCUGAUGGGCAUGUAUGGCUCAAGUACGGGCAGAAGAACAUACACAACACCUCCAUCAUACGGUGCUACUACAAGUGCUAUUCCUCCAAGAACAAGCCUGCCUGCCGAGCGAAGAAGACUGUCGACUACGACCGCCGCCUCCCCAUCUUAUCCGCCACCACCCUAACCAACUACACAAACCGCUCUCACAACCACCCGACUCCUCUGAUCUCCCAGGGCUCCUGUCCUUCCAACGCUGCAGAUUCGAGCUCCGUCGCGCAGGAAUGCUCCCCCAACGCCGAGUUGUGCGCUGCGAAAUCGAGCUCCUGUAACCCUAGUACUGCCGUGGUUGCCAACCACAACUCGCUCGCUUCCCCACCAAACAGUGCAGGAACCCGCCCUGAACCGUCCGCACUUGCAAGCAGCGCUCCCUCCAGAGGGGAGCUCCCCCGGGGAGGAUCCGCCAGCUCCGGAGGCGUGGUUUCCUCCUCAGUUGAAGCCAGCUCCGCUCGGCCUGACUCGCUGUCGGAUGCUGGUGCCGAGACGAUUGUGGCAAAUCUCUUGCCACAAAGCUUUGCAUUCAGUGGCAGCAGCGAGUCAGCUGCUCUGGCGCCGUCACCUGCGAUCUCGUCUCUGUUCGACUCCUGCGAAUCGCUGUCAACUGAAUCCGGGAAUCUGAGCCACUUUUUCGCCGAAAAUCACUCUCUGGGCGGGCGCUGGCCAUGUGCCCAGAAGAGGGUCCGUCUGACGCCCUCUAACGAGGCAACAUCUACUGAGGACGUGUGCUACUCAGCAGGCUACCACAGCCGCCCCAGCAGUAGGGUUUUUGAGGCACUGUCUGCUGAUCUGGGUCAGACGUUUCACCCUGAGCCGUGCAGCCCUCCCACAGCUGAUGCUGCUGCAGAUGACGUUUCAUUUGGCCUUCCCCUCACAGGCAUUUCAUUCGAGGAUGGCCUUGCAGCGGCGAGUCCAGAAGAAGCAAGACCACGAGGGCUGGCGCAUGCAGACAUUUCUUUCGAGGAUUUCCUCUCUGAAUUGUCUCCAACUGAAUUGUGUUCCGAUGAUUUCUGGUCUGAGGAGCCACCUUGGCUGGAAGCAGCGGAUGUGAGUCCUUCGUGGGGAGCAUCGGGCAGGUCAGAUGGCAGUUCUUCUGAUGAUAGCCAAGAGCCCCACCGGAUUCACUUGAAGCGCAGUGCUUCAGCCAUGGUGACUGGUACCACUGAGGCGGGAAUUCUCGAUGGAAACAACACCGGGCAUGCUUGUGUGCCCUGGCCCAUGCCAAAAUCAAAUAGUGCGCACAGUGUGUUCAGCUUUCUGGGUGGGGGUGACACCUUGAGCGUUUCUGACUUGAUGAAGCACCUGUAG